AUGUGGUUGGAUACGACUGCAAACCCCUUUGCCCUGACAACGGAAUAUUUGAAGCAGUAUCGCAUCCACCAACUUAAUCCAAAGGCAUUUCUUGGAUAUGUGGUUGGAUACGACUGCAAAGCCUUUGCUCUGACAACGGAAUAUUUGAGCAUAGUCUUUACCCUAACAACGGAAUAUUUGAAGAAGCAGCAUCACAUCCACCAACUUAAUCCAAAGGCAUUUUUUGGAUAUCUGGUUGGAUACGGCUACAGCUGCAUAGUCUUUAUCAUGACAAUGGAAUAUUUGAAGAAGCAGUAUCACAUCCACCAACUUAAUCCAAAGGCAUUUCUCGGAUGCCUGGUCGGAUACGAUUCAACGAACGUGUUCCGAAUAUUUAAGGCACAAACCAACAAGGAUAUUCUAUCGAGAAACGUGACGUUUGACGAGGAUGAGGUUUUUGACAGAAAUAUUGAGGCCUUGAGAAACGACCUAAUGCCCGUUAGCCAGGAGGGACUCUUGAAGCUUUUGAAUCAAUUUGACCAAACCCACACGCGUUCUGAAGAAAUUCAGGAAGUGCCUUAG
This is a messenger RNA of Paracoccidioides brasiliensis Pb18, 561 nucleotides long. RefSeq lists its product as uncharacterized. The record is from RefSeq and is a predicted model, not a curated record. The transcript has a single exon. The coding region runs from base 1 to 561 and encodes 186 amino acids.